CCGCCUUUGGACGCGUGUGCCGUGGGUCCGUAUCACUACCCUGGACUAUCCGUAAUCUUGGCUACCCGGCUGAUGCUCCUCCGAUUAUCUCGCCAUCUCCGAGUUCUCUACGAAAAAAAAACACAACAAGCGCCGCAGGCUUAAUUCCGUUUUUCGUCUUAAUUUCGCUGUUUUUCGUUCGAUUCGAUUGGUGUUUUCGGGAAGUAUUCUAUUCGAUUCGAUGCCAUCUAAAAUUAAACGUGUUCCCAAGUUCCUAAAAAUGUGUCAUUCCGCGAUCGUGCGUGUGUGCUAAGCAAUGCAAACAAAUAAAUGAUAAUGAUAAAAAGGCGAUAAACGUUUAAAGCUCCGAACAAGAAAAGAGGUGCAAAAAAGCAAAAAGAAAACCGCAUAUUCGUUUAAUUGCGCAUCGCACGGCGGAGAGAGAGAAAGUGCCCGCGGAGUGCCAGAGUUCAGGAGCGGAGACGCCUCGCUGACAGGUUCCUGCUGACAUCCAUAUUGCAGCCAUCACCAGGUUCGGGCUACCACAUGGCCGACGACGACGAUUUGAGGGCACUGGUCGACAGCCUGGACGACGCCUCGCAGGAGGACCUGGCCAAGGUCAUCGCCAACUUCUCGGUGGACAUGCUGCAGCGGGCCAGCGCCCUAAUUGGCGCCCAGCAGGGGGACAGCGGGGGGCAGCUAAGGAACCGCACGCAGGAGUGUCUGCAGCAGCAGCAGCGGGAGGAGGAGCAGGCGUCCCUGGAGGCCCUCGCAUCUGGUGGCAAGCGGAUUUUACAAUGUCCCAGCUCAUUCGAUUCGGUGCUCUGUUGGCCUCGAACAAAUGCCGGCAGCCUGGCCGUUUUACCCUGUAUCGAGGAAUUCAAGGGCAUUCACUACGACACCACAGAUAAUGCCACUCGCUUUUGCUUUCCGAACGGAACCUGGGAUCACUACUCGGACUAUGAUCGCUGUCAUCAGAACUCAGGUUCCAUACCCUUAGUACCUGACUUCUCGCCCAAUGUCGAACUGCCGGCCAUCAUUUAUGCCUGUGGUUACUUCCUAAGCUUCGCCACCUUGGUGGUGGCCCUCAUCAUAUUCCUCAGCUUCAAAGAUCUGCGUUGCCUGCGAAACACCAUUCAUGCGAAUCUGUUCCUCACCUACAUCACCUCAGCCCUCCUGUGGAUACUCACAUUAUUUCUGCAAGUGAUAACCACAGAGUCUAGUCAGGCUGGCUGCAUAACGCUGGUCAUCAUGUUUCAAUACUUUUAUCUAACCAACUUUUUCUGGAUGUUUGUGGAGGGCCUGUAUCUGUACACGUUGGUGGUGCAAACGUUCUCCAGUGAUAACAUUAGCUUUAUUAUCUACGCCCUGAUAGGAUGGGGCUGUCCGGCUCUAUGCAUUUUGGUGUGGUCCAUUGCCAAGGCUUUUGCCCCGCAUCUCGACAACGAGCACUUCAAUGGGCUGGAAAUUGAUUGCACAUGGAUGCGUGAAUCUCAUAUCGACUGGAUUUUCAAGGUACCUGCCUCACUGGCUCUGCUGGUUAAUCUAGUAUUUCUCAUACGCAUCAUGUGGGUGCUCAUUACUAAAUUACGUUCCGCUCAUACCCUUGAAACGCGGCAGUAUUAUAAGGCCUCGAAGGCGCUGCUUGUGCUGAUACCUCUUUUUGGGAUCACCUAUCUGUUGGUUCUAACUGGCCCCGAACAGGGCAUCAGUCGAAAUCUCUUCGAGGCCAUAAGAGCCUUCCUCCUCAGCACACAGGGUUUCUUCGUUGCUCUGUUCUACUGCUUCCUAAACUCUGAGGUUCGCCAGACGUUAAGGCAUCGAUUCACGAGAUGGCGAGAGAGCAGGAAUAUCCAUCGGAACAGCUCCAUCAAGAAUCGCAGGCAUCGCGCCUCAAAAGACUACUCGCUGCGAUCGCGAACCGAAAGUCUACGACUGACCUCAACAAGUCCUGUACCCACCGGACACUAUGAAUGAACACCACACACAAAAAUGUAUACGACACAGAGAUUUCCCCCCACAUAUGUACAUGUAGAGCAUAUCCUUUUGUCCAUAAGUAUUGCAUGUUAGUUUACACGUUAAGAGCUCAGAUUAAAGUAUUAUAUUUUUUAUAAAC
This is a messenger RNA of Drosophila takahashii, 2095 nucleotides long. It is a transcript of the gene Dh44-R2, whose product is annotated as Diuretic hormone 44 receptor 2. NCBI's taxonomy places the organism in Eukaryota, Metazoa, Arthropoda, Insecta, Diptera, Drosophilidae. The record is from RefSeq and is a predicted model, not a curated record. Gene Ontology annotation, biological process: cell surface receptor signaling pathway; adenylate cyclase-modulating G protein-coupled receptor signaling pathway. Gene Ontology annotation, cellular component: plasma membrane. Gene Ontology annotation, molecular function: peptide hormone binding; G protein-coupled peptide receptor activity; diuretic hormone receptor activity.